This is a messenger RNA of Scophthalmus maximus (turbot), 1385 nucleotides long. It is a transcript of the gene mrps22, whose product is annotated as mitochondrial ribosomal protein S22. The coding region runs from base 28 to 1056 and encodes 342 amino acids. Gene Ontology annotation, molecular function: structural constituent of ribosome. Gene Ontology annotation, cellular component: mitochondrial small ribosomal subunit. The record is from RefSeq and is a predicted model, not a curated record. NCBI's taxonomy places the organism in Eukaryota, Metazoa, Chordata, Actinopteri, Pleuronectiformes, Scophthalmidae. The transcript has 8 exons.
CGUCGCCUCGGUGAGGUAACAACAAACAUGGCGGCGCUCGGUGGCACGGCGCGGCGGCUCUUCCGCAGCUACUCGCGGGUGAAAAAUGUGCAAAAAGGCAAACACGCGUCGGUCGGAAGUGUCGUGAGGACGCUGUGCAGCGGCGCACAGGACAGAGGCCUCUCGGACGUCGCAAAGCCCCAGUUCACAGAUCCAGCGGUGCAGGACAUCCUCACCAGGAUCACGGGCCUGGACCUGCAGAAGGUGUUCCGACCCAUUCAGCAGGAGCUCAAGCCGCCCACGUACAAGCUCAUGACGGACGAGCAACUGGAGGAGGCGCUGACGGUGGCCACGGAGCGGGCGAAGCAGCUGCUGCAGAUGCCCCCCGUCCUACCGGAGAGGAAGCCCAUCGACGACGUGCUCUCUGAGGACAAGAUCCUGGAUGGCAUGGACACGGCGAAAUACGCCUUCACAGACAUCACGUACAACAUCCCGCACAGGGAGCGGUUCAUCGUUGUGCGGGAGCCUAACGGGAUUCUCCGGAAGGCGACCUGGGAGGAGAGGGACCGGCUCGUUCAGGUCUACUUUCCAAAGGAAGGACGCAAGCUCACAGCACACCUUCUCUUCAAGGAAGAGAAUCUCAAGUUGGUGUUUUCUCAGGACCGGCACGAGGACGUGUUGAACCUGUGUCUGGUCCAGUUUGAACCAGACUCCGCAGAAUACAUCAAGAUACAUACAGCCACAUACGAGGAUGUGGACAAGCACGGAAAAUACGAGUUGCUGCACUCCACCCGGCACUUCGGCGGCUUGGCCUGGUACCUGGUCAACGCCCGCAGGGGAGACGGGCUCAUGGUGGACAUGCUGAAGAGAGAGCUGUUCCAGGAUGCUGUGAGCCUUGUGUCUCUGUUCCACAUGGUCCACCCGCACAGCGAGUCGGCCCAGGAAGCCGCCAGCCAACAGGCCACCGGUACCGACCUGCUUAAGAUCUACGCCCAGAAGGAGUCGCAGAGGUCGGGCUACAUUGAGCUGGCCCUGCAGGCCUACGAAGAAGCGGCUGCUCAAGAGUCUGCUGCCUGACAGACAGACUGCCCCCACAGUAGAAAUAUACAAAUUCAACGACGAGGAUCAGGACUUUCACUUCCUGAAAGACGGACAGACUGAAACUUGUAUUUAAGACAUGACAGAAUUCAAUGUUCUUUCAAUAAUAUGUAACAUGUGCUUCUUGUCUACGAGGAAAGCUAUUCACUUCUCAGCCGUCGAUUUUUAGAACUGGCUUUGAAACAUACUGUACAAUUCACAAAGUUUGUCAUUUAUUCACGUAUAACAAUUAUCUGUGUGUGUACUAUAUUUGGAGCUUUGAGUGUUGAACGAUGUACAUAACAAAAAUAAAGCGGCAUCUUUGUACA